UUUAUGGGGGUUCUUGCUCCAAAAUUAAUUGAACACACAAGAGCUUUAACAUUAACCCCCCAGAACCAUCAGCUUGAAAAUACAUAGACAAUUAAGACACUUAGUAAUGUCUUUAAAAGCGAACAUGGUAAUCGUGUAGAUAUGGCAGUGGGACGUCUAUACUGUAGCUUGGUUAUGAGGAUGAGUGUCUCUCAGCAGUGAGGUCCAUGCCAGCCGGGACUUGAAAGCCUUAGUGAUCUGAAACAAAAGAAGACGACAACCAGAAGGUGCACAGUAAUAUGCUCGUGCUUAUAAUGGCGAGGGAGGGAGGGUUGCGAGCAGUUUGAGCAUACUUACCGAGCAGUAAUGUCACGUAUAUAUGUCCCGUGUCUAAUAGGAGAAUGGUAGUGAUUGGAGCGAUUUGACAGCUGACCGCAUCAGCUGGUCGCAGCACUAUGCCUACGUGGCCUGACUGAACUAACGCUGCGCUCGAUUUCAGACAGGACCUCUUUGGCAAGUUACUUGAUUUUAUUGAACACAAUUUAUCUUUGGCGGUAUGGUUCCUUAUGGGGGUUCUUGCUCCAAAAUUAAUUGAACAUACAAGAGCUUUAACAUUAACCCCCCAAACAUAAUGAGAGGUAUUAACUUGCCCAAAGAAGAACCCCCCAAAACCAUCCUUGUUCCAUUCCUGCAAAAGAGAAAAGACAAUGUUAUUGAGAUAUUCUUAAUGUAGCCUACUGGCUAUCAGAGGGGUAUUCUCCCCUCUAAAAGGAGGGAGAGAAUAGCAGGCCCCUCUUUUAAUUUAAGUAGCAAGGGGUGUUCAUCCCCUGCUGAGGGAUAAACAGCAGGCCCCUGCAGUUAUAGAAGCAAAGGGUGUUCUCUCCAGCGGGAGAAAACAGCAGCCCCUUUUUUUUUUUUUUUUUGCGAGGGACUGACUGCUGGCUCCAAAUAUACAGCAGUGGUGUUCUCUCCAGCGGGAGAACCACAAAACAAAGCAGCAUUGUCGCCCUGAGAUUGGCAUGAGGGGUAGGAGAGCAGCAUGCCCCUUAUGGUAUGUGAAUACUACGAGAAUGCAGAGUGAGUUUUUUUUUUUUUUUAUAUAUGGAAGAGCUGCUCAAGGCUUUUUGCGCUAAUAUUACAUCCUGUAGGCCUAAUGUAUCGUUGAUACGCUGAUGAUGACCACCGACCCAUUGCUUUGAGCAUGGGUAUGGAGGCUUUUUAAGCUGCGGUGGUUGCCGCGCCUAUGCGGAAUGAAUGGCUGGUAUAAAGCGCGGGGUCCAUACCACAAUGGGGGCAUGCGGUUUGGAGACGUGAGGCAAACCAAUGCUUGGACAUAGCUUCUCCUUUCUCUGUGAUGAAAAGUGGAUCUGUAGGGUUUGAUUUACUGCGUGAGCUUACCAGCCGGUUCAUGGCUGUGAGGGGACAAUAUCUGUUGUUGGUUCUGGAAAUGUUGAUGGUACUUCCGUUAUUAUCUCUGUCUGUUUUGGAAUGUUUCAGAUAGAUGGAAAGGUAUUCGGUGUGAAAUGAUAUGUCUUUGAUUGUGAGAUCUUGUGAAGGGUCGAAUUUUUUGGUGUUUAAUAGUGAAUUCUCCUCCUCUGAGGAAUCCAUAAUAGGCAGUGAGGAACGCUGCUUCUAGAAGCAAGUUUGUGUGCGGCGUGAAGAGGCCUGAUCUUAAUUUAUCCACCAUCGUGUGCACCUGUGAGAGAGACAGCGGUAGUCGUUUAUCUGGAACUGCAGCACUUUCCUUUUUUAACCCGUUGAGGAGAAGGCAUAUGGAGGGAUUUUGUAACAGGCUUUGGGAGGAAGAAUCUAAACAUCUAAUGUGGAAUUGAAUGCCUGAGAUCAUAAUCUUGAUGGUAGAAGGCUUAAGCUUUCUGGAUUCGAAGCAGUGCGUAAUGAAAGCACAUAUGAUAGGUAUGUUAGCUGGGAGUUUAGGCACAGAGAAAGCGUUGCAGAAAUCUGAAAAAGACGACCACGCAGAGUCGUAAGUUUUAAGUGUCGUUUUAAGUGUCGUUUAAGUUUUAAGUGUUGUUUUUGCCCUGAUCUCAUGUAGUGUGCGGCUGAUUUAAGGUAUUUUUGCAAUGUUGCAUUCAGUCUAGGACUGUUUGACUGAAGUCCGGGCAGUCCAGUUGUGAUGAAGCAGCUCCUGGACACAGGCAUCUGAAUUCCUGGAAAUUAAACCGAGACAGAGAGUCAGCUAUUUUAUUAUCCAGCCCAAGGAAUGUGAGUAGCUUUAAUUGUAAAAUUGUUCAUAACUGAGAUCCAGGUUAGGCGCCUAAUAAAACGGUUAAUGAAAGGCACAGAGGAGCGACCCUUGUUAAUAAUGUUCACUGUGGCUUCGUUAUCACAGAAAACAAGGAUGUUUUCCUAGUCCAUUGAUCUGCCCAUAAUAAGCAAGCAAUCACUAUAGGAUAUAAUUCCAUGAGUGCUGUCGAUUGGAUAGAGGGGGCCAGUUCAAGUUCUUGAAGUUCUUUUGGCCAUCUUUCUGCGAACCACUGUUUGUUAAAAAUACCCCCGAACCCGACGGAAGGAGCUGCAUCGGUGAAGAAUUGUAGUUUUACUGAGGUUUCUAUAUCUUCUUCGUAGAAGAAGGAAAUGCCGUUCCAGUUGUCGCAUAAUUUAGACUAGAAUGUUAAAUUGGACCUGCAGCUUUCAUCUAACGUGACCAUGUCAUGCAUUUUCUCGACCAUUUUAGACAGAUCUAAAAGUCUGGAAAUAAAGGAACGACCUUGGGGAAUAAUCCUCAUAGCAAAAUUGAGAUGGCCCAGCAGAGAAAGAAGAUCCCUUUUUGUUAAGGUAGGUAAUUGGGAAUAAGUUCUGAUGAAACCUCUAAUCCUUUCUAGUUUGUCUAGCAGAAGAGAUGCUUGCAUUUUCACUGAAUCUAGCGUGAUCCCCAGAAAAUCGAGGACACGAGAUGGGCCUUUUGUUUUUUCUUCUGAAAAAGGAGUGCCAAAUUUAUUGAACGCUUUAACCAGGGAAUUGAUGCUGCGUGAUGGGUUGGCAUCUGGAAAGUCGAUGAGCAGGAAGUCAUCCAACGGGUGAAGAACGAAUGGUAGUUUGAAAUUAUUUAGUAAGACCCAGCAGAGUGCUUCAGACAGUGUAUCAAAAAUCUUUGGGCUGCUUUUACACCCGAAAGUGAGUCUGACUGAAAAAUAAAAUUUUUCUCAAUUUUUCUAAUUUAAUGAGUUUAAUUGCGUUGUCCACUGUGGAAUAAGCCAGGGGAAAUGGUUCUGAGGGAAUUAAACUGUUAAUGCUUGGAACCCCUACUAUGGAGUGGGGAGCGGAUAAAUCAAUAAUUAGACAUUUUUUCCCUGAGUAUUUCCUAACUGCAACUCCUAAAGGGUUAAUGCGGAAAAGUUUGAAAGGAGGUUGAUCAAAAGGUCCGAUCUAGUAGCCCUUCUCAAUUCUUUCCCCAUCAGAUCAUCUACGGCCUGUGGAUCUUUGAUAGCCGACUGGAGGUUUUGACAGGUGAAAGAGAAAGUGGGCAGAUAGGAAAGACCAGCUAGGAACCCAUGCAUGAGUCCUAGAAUGAGGUAAGACACAAAACAGCGAUUUGGAUGCUUUUCCAGAGCUUUAGAUAGCUCCUUGGUGUUUAUUUCUUUUUUAGAAAUUUUGUGCGGCGUGGACAAGAAAACUUCAGGUGACUGUUCCCGCUAGUGUCGUGAGUUGAAGCAGUCUUAGGGCAGAGAGAUGCGGUGUGGGAAAACGAACUGCAGAGUGAGCAUGACAGUGCUCGGUGGCCUGUAAAGUGUCUGCUAAUGAGUGCAAGAUUGACCACGGACCAGUCCAGUCGCUGAAUAAAUCAUUGUAUGUACAUUGCUGCUUUAGAUGAAAAUGAUUUGUGGUAUUCGUAGAAUAGUGUGCCUCCGUAAGACAUGGCGAGAUCCGAAAUAAUAGCUAGAUAGGUAUCUAAUUCUUUUCUCCUGUCUGGAUACACUUCACAGAUAAUGUCUCUGAACACGCCGAAGCAACGUUAAAUUCUGCCAUGGUUAAACUUUGGUUUUGAGUCUUGGAUCGUUUUCUUUAAGAAUGACAGAUAUAUCCCCACAAUCCACAAUCCUUCUUUCGUUAGUUUCUGUGCAUAGCAAUAUUUUAACCAAGUUUAUGUCGUUACCUGACAGGAUUUGAGCGCGCAGUUGGGGAGAAAUUGCAGCUGCUGGGGGGGAAAAGGGCACCCCGGUGGAAGAGGCAGGUAACGCUGAUCCAAGAGAUCUUCUAGGAAGAGCCAAGUCGGGAGUAAGGGCGCAGUUUGAUGUCGAGCUGGAAGUCUGCCCGUCAAACAUCACCCGAGGUGCAGAAGACGAGCGCUGCGAUUCCAGCGCCUGGAUCCUGUUGUCCAUGUCGGAGAGGGUUCCUUGGAUUGACAGCAGCGCUGUGAGAACCCUGUCGUCUCCCUGUUGGGCUGGAGCUUGACAGGGAUGAGAUGAUUUUACCUUCUUUGGAGUUGGAGACGCUUGAUCAGUGGAGAUAUUUUUUCUUUUCUCCGUGGCUUUACGGCCGGUAGAUCGGGGAAGAGAAGAUACUGCGUUGGUAGAUGGGGGCUGCGGGUCUUGAUUGACUUCUUGUAAAAGAGUCAAGAGCUGAUCAUGAUUCAGAUUCGGAGGCACUUGUACAUUGAGAGAGUACAAGGUGGCCAAGAUCCUUUCUUUGGGCCAUUCAUUGAUGGAGAAAGGAUUCCUCGCUGCUAUCCUAGAGCUGUGUCUCACUAGCUGGGUUGGAUCGUCGUCUUCGGUGUAAUGAUCCAGAAUCUCGUCCGGAGACUCUUCGGAUAGGAUUUGUCCUAGGAUGUCCGAAGUAUCCAUAACCAGGAAGCAGCAGGUAAGAUGUGAAAGAAAUAACGUGAGCGUAAUUUUCAUGCUGUUUGUCGCUGUAUCGCAAAGCUUGCAAGCAGUUUGAGCAUACUUACCGAGCAGUAAUGUCACGUAUAUAUGUCCCGUGUCUAAUAGGAGAAUGGUAGUGAUUGGAGCGAUUUGACAGCUGACCGCAUCAGCUGGUCGCAGCACUAUGCCUACGUGGCCUGACUGAACUAACGCUGCGCUCGAUAAUAUUUACACACACAAAAAAAAAAACUUACUCCACAGACUGUGUACCACCAGGUCCUUCAGGCCUUGGUCGAUGCCUCCAGUUUAUACGAGGUAAGGAGAAUACUACUUUGAGUACAAUUUGGCUCAACAAAGGCAGAAAGCAUUGUGUUACACAGCAGCGCUUAGUCCUCUCACCGGCAGCAUCAAAAACUUCUAAAGGUUCCAAUCGCCCAUUCGUGGCAGUAAACACUCUCAACCUCUGUUGGUAUAGCUUCGCAUAUCCCGCAUGAGCACCACCACGGUGGCGCGUUACGGCUGCGACGCGGCUACCAGAGCUGAUCUGCAGCCAUUCUAGUCAAUGCUUGUGUUUACACCAGCCGUGCCGCGGCACGUUUCAGAAGCGGCUUGCCGCACCACUUCGCUAAAGAUAGGCGGCAAGUCUAUUUUUGAUGCCGUGUGCAAGGGGUCAUGAGCUCCCCGUCUCAAUUCUGUUGUUUGUGCCGCUGCUCCUGCAGCCUCCUCCAUCUCCUGGAGUUCCUGGUCGGUAUACUCCGGUUCAAACAAACAUGGCUGGGCAAAAAACUCAGUCUCCUCUUGGCUUAUAUCGAAAUCCUCUGACAUUUUUUUUUUUUUUUUUUUUUUUUACAAAUCCUUAGUUUUGUGACCGGUGACCGGUGUUUUGUUUUGCUCUCUCCUCUGCGCUUCCGUGUUCGUCACCAGAGCUCACACUGCACCUGCGUCCUUCGUCAUAAGCUGGGAUGCCACUCUCUUGUGAACGCGCGUAUGACAGUUAGCAGAAGCUAGAGAUUACAGUUUAUAAAGUUUUAAAUAUGGAUAUUUUUCUUACACAAACACAUUGCUUCGCUUCAGAAGGACUUCAUUAACCCCCCGGAGUGUGUGGACUAACCCCCUAGAGCAUGUGGACUUCUUUUAUAAUGGAUGGGUGCAAUUUUUUGGACUUCAAAUUUUGGGCCACCAUCCACUCCCAUUAUAAAGCAUGGAUUACCCUGGACAUUAUUUAAUAUAACUCCGAAUGUAUUCGUCUGAAAGAAGAAUGUCAUAUACACCUAGGAUGGCUUGAGGGUGAGUAAAUCAAGGGGUAAUUUUCAUUUUUGGGUAAACUAUCCCUUUAAUAGCAUAAUCAAGUGACAUGUGAAGGCAAAGUAUAAUAACCCAUACUUGGAAUUUGUCCUCUUCCAUCCUGUUAGUGCACACACAUUAGGAGUGGUGAGUAGUGAACAUACACACUGCAAUCUGUGGACACACACCUGGAGCAGUGGGUAGACAUUUUUGCUGUGGCGCCCGGGGAACGAUUGGGUGUUAGGUGCCUUGCUCAAGGGUACCUCAGUCAUUUCCAGCCGGUAUUGAGACUCGAACCUGCAAACCUUCGGGUUACUAGUCUGACAUAAUAAUGCAUGUAGCAUAAUAUAGGCAUAUAACUUAAUAAGCUUGACUUGGCAAAAAGAAACACAUGCAGAAUUAAGGAAAUGUAGCCUAUAGUUAUGCUGUGACUGGACUGGAGACGUUUUAAUUUCGUUUUAACUUUUUAAUUGGAGACACAUUUUAAAUUUCAAAAUUUGGUGAGUAGAACAAUAGAGUAUGUAGGCCUAUAUCCCUUACAGAAAUUAGCCAUGUUUAUAUAUAUAUGUGUGUGUGUGUGUGUGUGUGUGUGUGUGUGUGGUUAUGGUAAGUAUAGCAAAAUCAUGGUUAACUUGUGGUUACAAUGGUUAACUAUAUUAACCAUGUUUAUUUAUUUAUUUUUUGGUGGAUGGGGGUCUUGUAGUAAACCAUGGUUCAUUUUCCUAAGGAAUGAUAUAACUUGCUUAUCUUGGAACAUUAGGAAACCGUACGAAGACGUUGUUACGUUAAUAAAGUCUUUAAAAUUACCAAAAGUUCGAAUAAAUAACGUAUCUGGUAAGUCGUGUGUCAGCAGGGCUGAGUUUUAGUCAAGAACACAAUUAUGAUCAGCGUGGUUGAAACCUACCAUCACAGAUCACGAACCGCUCUCGCGCGUCUUGCGUCAUUGAAGUCUGUGAUCUAGAGGAGGUGCGAUUCGAUUCACUCAUUCAACAAGCUGUACAUUUCUGUGAGGUUCUGGCAGUUUAACAGCUGAAAACACCCCUAUUACGGAUCAGAAGAAAUGGAGCUGCAGAAAUUGAACCGAAACGCUGCGACCACACGGUAACGCGAGCGUCGAUGAGGAGAGGACUAAAGAAUGGCUGCUCCUGACCUCCUUGAUCCUAAUACAGCCAUUCAUAACUCCAAACCUCGUCUCUCAUUCUCUGCUCAGCCAGUGCUGCGGAAGUCUCCAGAAGACUUUGAGCCUCGUGUAACCGUCAUGCGCUGGAAAACAGUGCUGAGUGUCUUCCUGCUGGUGGUGCUGUACUUGAUUCUUGGAGCAACUGUGUUUAAAGAGCUGGAACAGCCUCACGAGACAUCACAGAAACUCGCCAUCCUGGUGGAAAAACUGGAAUUCCUUGAGCAGCAUCGCUGUGUCAAUUCCUCAGAUCUGGAAUACUUAGUGAAGCAAGUGGUGUCAGCGUUACGAGCAGGAGUGAACCCUUCCGGAAACUCAUCCAAUCAGAGCAGUUUAUGGGACCUCAGCAACUCAUUCUUCUUCGCUGGAACAGUUAUUACAACCAUAGGAUUUGGGAAUAUCUCACCUCACACAGAGGGUGGACGCAUCUUCUGUAUUAUCUAUGCCCUGUUGGGAAUUCCUCUGUUUGGAUUCUUGCUGGCAGGAGUGGGAGACCAGCUUGGAACAAUCUUCGGAAAGGCAAUUUCUAAAGUAGAGAGUAUGAUUGAUAAGUGGAACGUGAGUCAAACCAAGAUCCGUGUGAUCUCUACUGUUCUUUUCAUUCUGUUUGGUUGUCUCCUCUUCGUCACUCUGCCGGCCGUCAUAUUCAAACACAUUGAGGGCUGGAGUGCGCUGGAGUCCAUCUACUUUGUCGUCAUUACCUUGACAACCAUCGGCUUCGGAGAUUUUGUUGCAGGCGAGGGUGAGCGACGCCACCAUGAAGAGAGCAGUGGUGGUUCUGAGUUGGAGUACUUGGACUAUUACAAGCCCCUGGUGUGGUUCUGGAUCCUGAUUGGUUUAGCAUACUUCGCUGCUGUUCUCAGUAUGAUUGGAGACUGGUUUCGUGUCAUAUCCAAGAAAACAAAGGAGGAGGUAGGAGAGUUUCGAGCUCACGCCGCUGAGUGGACUGCUAACGUGUCCGCAGAGUUUAAGGAGACUCGUCGGCGACUGAGUGUCGACAUUUAUGACAAAUUCCAGCGUGCUGCAUCGAUCAAGCGCAAACUGUCUGCUGAAAUAUACCUCAGCCCACCUGUCAAUCAGCAGAUGACACCAGGGAAACGUGCACAUUCAGUUAACCUCGGAGAUGAGAGAGAGGCAUAUUCCUACACAUCUGUAAGAAAUGGAAGCUUAUUCCUCAACGGCCUUAUCCCGGAUUACGCUGACCAUCGAGAUAUCAAUAAAAUACAAACAAAAUGAACUGGAACUAAAGACAUUCACCGAUAAACUGUGGGAGCAAAAAUAUAGGAUGUAUAAGGAAGGAUAAGACAAAAAGAAAAAUAAGAGAACAAAGAGAAGACUAUACAUAUCAUAUAAAGAAAACAGACAGACACCAUUUGUGUGGACAAAGAGCAUUGUUCUCCAUUGAAGGCCAUGCAAAAGUAUCCAUGUACUCUGCCUAAAUAAUUUUUGUUAGCAACAUAUAAUGAGUUAUUUGUAAUUUAUAUGAUUAUAGUUACAGGUUAAUAUACUGUAGAUGUUUCACAAGUGCGCCCCCCUCUUUUUUUGAUAGCUCUAAAAUGCAUGAAAGUCUUUUUUUCAUUCUUCUGCAAGAAAAGUCUAAUAUAGACAGCAUGACAUUUACUGAAUGUUAGCAUUCCAGCACUGCAUGCUGCAGCUGAGCACCUACAAUUGAAAUGAAUGGGAAUGCUAACCAGCUUUUUCUCGAGUCUACCACACUCCAAAACAAUGUCUGCAAAGUCCAGCAUAAUGAAGGCACAACAUCACUCUUUCCAAAAGAAAAAAAACUUUUGUAUUACUCUGUCCCAACCGCAGGCAUAUACUGCAGCAAGAGCUAGGAAAUUCCUUGACAUUUUAAGUUGAACAUUCCCAACUCAGCUUUCUUGCACCGUCCAUGACCAGAUGCACAGAGGCAUAGUUAAAAGUGUUGAAUGAUUCUCAUGCCCUGGACUGAAAGUCACAUGCACAAUCCUGAUACAAAUUGCCUUCCCCAGCCUAACCAAUCAGACCUCAAGGUACCAUUCUAAAUGCCCUGGAACAUCACAACUACUGUUAAUGAACUUACUGAAUGCAAUGAAUUUGUUUCCAUGAUCAUUCAAUUCAAUCCAGCGAGCCCUGCAGCCUCUGACAUUCAGAUCGUUGGGCUGAGACGGAGAGAUUGCACAGUUGCCAUGGAGAUCCGAGACACAUUUUAAGCCACCAGCUCCACUGCAAGGACUACUAUAGUUGUCAAGCCAUGGCUGUAAAUUUCAUCCUUCUCGUACCCAUUUGACACUCUUGAGGGAAUAAAGAGAUACAGACAAAUCAGACACAAGAUUCUUUAUAGAUGAAGUGUUUCCUAAGAUGAAUCAGUGUUUCAAAGGUGUCACAGGCACUCUAAAGGAGACAGAAAUAGAUUUUUCUCUUGUAGUAAACUCACAGCUGAAAGCAUUCAGGACUGGUGUAUUUAAAUGAAUUUCAAUUUUAUUCUCUAAAGUCUGUACACUUUCUUGAAGGCAGUUAACUAAAAUGACUUGAUCUUGUUGUAUAGGGUGGAUUUACCUGGCUGAACAAAAUGCUUAUUUCAAUAUGAUUGUAAUCUUACAGAGCCAUUCUGUUUUUUUCUGCUUUGAGAACAACAAAAAAUAAGGAUGCAAUUAAGAUAAGCUCAAAGAAAAAAAGUAUUAUCUUAGGGUGUGUUCACACUUGGCAUGUUUGGUUCUAUUAAAAUGAACUCUUGUGCGAUUGCUCUGUUAGUGCGGUUCAUUUGAAUAAGUGUGAACACUGCCAUCGGAACCUGUACCAAACAAGCGGACCGAGACCUCUAAAAAAUGUGUCUCAGUCCGCUUCCAAACAAACUCUGGUGGGGUUAAAAUGAAAUAUGAAUGCAACACAGACCAAAGAUAUGUAAAUGAACCAAAAACAUGACAUGAUGUCACAAUAUGCGACCCGAAAAAGGACAGAAUGCUCAAGCAUACCUGUUUUUUCCAUCAUAGUCGCGAUGUUGCCCAUCACAGUUCAGUACAGACUUCAUAACAAUGUGUCCUCACAGCAGAUCUUUUUUUGUGUGUGUGACAGAGGGAUUUCUACCACUGUUUUGACUCCUUUACACAUUUUAUAAGCUCUUCACAAGUUGUCAGCUCCAUCAUAUACCAUCGUAUGUACGCACAUACAGUGAGCGCAUUUUUUAUUUUGUUUUGUAUAUUUAGGUUUGGUGUUAAAAGUGACAGUGUGAACGCUAAGCAAACCAGGACUAAAUGUAUAAUUUUCUUUUUUGGUCUGGACCAAAAGAACCAAGAGAACUGAACUACAAGUGUGAACACACCUAUUUAAAUGAAUUUUAAUUUUAUUCUAUAAAGUCUGUACACUUUAUAGAAUAAACAGUAAACUAAAAUGCAGUUAACUAAAAUGCCUUGAUCUUGUUGUUAAGGGUGGAUUUACCUGGCUGAACAAAAUGCUGAUUUCAAUUUGAUUGUAAUAUUACAGAGUUAUUCUGCUUCAUUUCUGCUUUGACAACAACAAAAAAUAAGGAUGCAAUUAAGAUCUUUAAGUUUAAAAAAAAAAAAGUAUUUUCUUAGGGUGUGUUCACACUUGGCAGGUUUGGUUCUAUUACAAUGAACUCUGGUGGGAUUGCUCUGUUUGUGCGGUUCAUUUGAAUAAGUGUGAACACUGCCAUCCAAAUCUUGGUGCGCACACAAACAAGCGGACUGAGACCCGCUUCCAAAUGAACUCUAGUGUGGUUUGAUGGAUGUAUGAACACAACACAGACUAAAGACAUCCAAUCAAAUCAAUAACAGGACGUGAUGUCACAAGAUGUGAUCUUAAAAAGGGCACCUGUAUUUCUUGUCAUAGUCGCGACGUUGCCCAUGGGAAACGCCGUCUCCUUUCAGCACAUCUUCAUUUGUGUGCAACGGAGAAAUUCCUGGCGCUGUUUUGACUCCUUUACACAAUUUAUAAGCUCUUUGUGAGUUUUCAGCUUAUGCAUUUACCCCAGCACACAGCAUUGUUUUGGAUGUUCGGUGGCAAAAAAAAAAAAAAAAAACAUCACACAGGCCGUUUAUUUUUUAUUUAUUUUUUUUUUUUUUUGUACUUUUAGAUUUGACCUUAAAAUGACAGUGUAAACACUAAGCAAACUAGGACUAAAAGUAUUAUUUUCUUCUUUGGUUCGGACCAAAAGAACUAAUGAACUGAACUACAAGGGUGAACACACCCUUAUUGUGUGAUCCAGAUUCUAUCCCAUGCUCAUUGGAAAACGUGCCUUGGGCGACAUUUCUGGGGAUAUAAAAAAAUUAUAUUACGUUGCUUCUUGCACAUCUCGCUGCAUUUUCAAAUGUCCAGUGAGUGGCGCUAAAAGCGCAUUCAAUUUUCUCCACGUGACUCUUGCAUCAUAUGUUGUUAUGUAUCACGGCAGAAUGGUAAGUGGCGCUAAAAUAUCAAAACUUUAUCGCAUUUAAAAAGUAAUGUAAGCCUACUAUCUACACUAAACCCAACCCUAAACCCAACUGAUAGAGUUAAUAAAAGCAAACGUGAGAUGCUUCUACAAUGCUUUUAUCUCUUGUCGAGUGUCUUGGCUCGUGUUUCAUGGAAAUUUGUCCCGAGUGCUUAGCAUCGCCAGAGCAAUGCUUGGACGCUAUUCGGGUGAGCUACCAAGCAAGUUUACUAAAUUAGAAAAGCCAUAGGCCUGUGGAGCUGGUUGUGUAAUACAAAUGUAAAAAAAAAAAAUAGUUUAGAAAUCAUGCACUAUAGUAAAAGUGUUUGAGGUCAUAACAGUAUUGUGCAGGGAUGUGAAAAGAAGUCUUUAUUAAUUGAUAAUAUGCCCAUGUACUCAUAAUUUGUGUGAAACCUGUAUGAACGUUACCAUUUCACUGCCUCUAGUUUUAAUUUCAGCUGGAAACUGCAGUGAAUUUUCUGUACAGAUAGGUAUGUUUUUGGAGUUUUGAAAAAGGUAGAGGCACGUUUUUCCAAUGAGCCAUUGUUCAUUCUAUUGAUUACAAAUUUACCAUAUGCUACAUGGUGAUAUCCAUAAAGCUGCAUAAUAAUUGGUUUCUAAAGGCUUUUGAAAACCUUGUUUCUGUGAUGCUGGCUGCAUCUAAGUUUGAGAUGGUUGUAACCCUGACAGUGAUGAUAAUAUGAAAGAAAAAUAAGCUACUUAUGUUUGAGUACAGGUAACUACCCUGCAAUAUAUGCAUUAAUGUGUCUUGAAGGGUCUGUUCAGCUUUUGAACUCCAGGAGAAACAUUUGAAGAUCACCUGAUUUCAGAACUUCAUGAUAAAUUACAAACACAGCUCAAAUACUGUCCUUUGGCAAGAUGGUGUACAGUAAACACUGAUCUCAAUGUAAGAGCAGUUUCAGGCAUCAAAAGAUGAAGAGCAAAGGUUAGAAGAAGGGUUGUCAUAGUAGAUUAAUAAUAUGUGAUACUGAGCUAGAAGCAUUUGUUUUUGCUUUUUCACAGGCUUAACUUUUAUUUAUUAAAUGUGCAUUAAGUUUAUCUAAAGCACAGAGACUUUGUGAUACUUCCCAUAUGUAAGCAUGUAAAUGAUGCAAAUUAGAAUUUAUAUUGCAUUUUGUAAUUAUAUUCAGUAUUUUCACCCUGUAAGAUAACUUUAUGGCAAAGGUCAAAUAUAUUAGGGGAGAUAUAAGAAAAGUAUAUUCAGAGUUGACAAAUGAUUGUAUGUUAGACACUCACUGUUUGUAUAUUGGUGCUCUGCAUCUUUCAACCAAAAUAAGGGGAUUUAAGCUGAUAAUAAGUGUAAUUAAUGUGGGGCUGCCCCCAACCCAAGAUUUUUCUAGUCGACUAGUAGUCGUUCAUUUAAGCCAUUAAUCGACUAAUCACACGUUUAUAUUAUUUUAAUCACUUAAAUAGGCCUAUACUGGGCAAUGUUGGCUGCAAAGAUGCUGAUGCUUACUAUAGAGAGAAAUGCACUUUUCAUAUAGAUUGCAUAAUCGGAGAGUAUAUGUUUUUGAUUCAAAUUGGUUUGUUUAAAAGUAGAUGUUUCAAGCUUUCUAUAGAUUUAUUUCUUAUGUCUGUGAGGCAAAUAGCCUAUACGCUGAGUUUUGGUUCAUUUAUGUGACACGCUGCUGUUCAGGGUGACCAGAAAACACAUGCUGUUUGUUUUCUUUAUUUUACAAAACAUAAUGUUUUGUGGUUAUUGUGAGUGUACACAAAUAAAAGUAGUUACAGUUUGGAAUGAUGUAUUACUCUUAUCUGUAUGACAAAAAAUGACAAAGUAUUUUAAGUUGAAAAAAUGCAAGUGAUCGUGCACAUUUAUCUAGGUUAACAUUAGAGCGAGCAGCCAUGUAAAUUGCUACUACUUACGUUUCAAAUGAUGAGCCAUAUUUGAGGUCGAUGGAUGAUAGGCGAACGUUUGAAUUUCCUGCCCUACAUAACGUUUAGUUGACUAUUAGGGGGCAGCCCUAGAUUAAUGUGUUCUUAACUGCACCAGCCUUUUUCAUAUAAACUAUAAAAUGCAUACAUUGAUGUGGCUGUUGUAUGGCAAUAAAUCUUUACAGUAAAUGGGAAUAAGUGGUGCUUCCUUUUGUGAAUGAAUCAUUAUUUUUGAACAAAUCUUCCUUGCUCAUCUCCAUGCACUGAUACAUAAUUUUUUUUCAGUCUCUUACUUUUGAAGGCUUUUCCUGCUUCCAAAGACCAACUAUAGCACAAACCAAUAGCAUUCAAGCAUUUCAUUGUUUGUGAUUGUAAACCAGUCUUGACCAGUUUUACUGAGGCUUCAAGGCUAAGUCCUCCUCAGCAUUGAACGCCAGGAUAAAAGAGGCCAUGAAUGAAUUUUAAUUACUUUUUUUAACCAAUCACAUGCUUUUUGAGAAUUGUUUACUCUCACUUAGAACAAAACCAUCUGCUCAAACAUGUGCAAGAAUCACUGUGGCACUGAUAUAUAUGUGCUAGACAACACAAUAAAUACAGUAAUAGAUUAUCAAUCUUGAUAUCGAUCUAUCUGCCAUAUCAGCCAGCCCAAAAACUUUCUUUAUUUUAAAACACUCAGCCAUUUUAGACAGUAUAGCUUUCUGUAAAGCUGCCCUGAAACAAUGUAUAUUGUGAAUAAAGUGCUAUACAAAUGAAUUUGACUUGACUUGAUUUGGAUCAUUUGGAAGCUUACAGAUUACCAACAUUAUUCCUUAAAGGUAUGAGCACAGUAAGAAGUUCAUUUAUUCAUAACAGCAGCAGAAAUGCUGCUUUUCAGUGCUUUUAAGAAGGCAUUUUGCAUUCUUUAAAUUACAAUUUCUAUUAUAUGAUGAUACUAUAAUGUUUAUUAUAACACCUCAACAAUAAUAGCACAAAACCAAAAUCACAGUCAUUUGGGAAAAAAAAUUAUCAGGCUGCAAAAAAUAGAAAGUAAAAAUCUCAACAUCCUGCCAAGUAAGUAACAUUAAUAUAUUAACAUUUCAUUCUUUCAGUACAUUAAAAAUAUAAGUAAAUAAAGUAACUGAAAUAGUAUUUAAUCAUACAUUCACAUUGUUAUUAUUAACCAACUAAUAAGUCUUAACAAGAAUGGCAUAAUGGUCUUACAUGUGCAUGUAUUUUUUAUUAUUAUUAUUAUUUAUUUAUUUAUUUAUUUUUUUAGGUACAUUUAUUGAAAGGAACAAACAUGAUCUCUGAAGUCCAGGAUUUGUAACCUCCUUUUGGAUUUGUCUGUAGAUUCUCACAUUAAAUUGAAAAAUAAGAAGAUAAAUGUUCUUUUUAAAUGUUCUUUUUCUAAUGUUUCUAGAGUGAAACUUCUAGAAUUUGGACCCUUAUAAAUUGCUGGUCUUCCAACCAUCACAUCUGAAAUCAUUUAAGAAUAAAACUGCUAUGUUCAAAAUAGUAAAAAAAAAAAAAAAAAAAAAAAA
Messenger RNA from Ctenopharyngodon idella (grass carp), 15081 nucleotides. It is a transcript of the gene kcnk2b, whose product is annotated as potassium channel, subfamily K, member 2b. Gene Ontology annotation, cellular component: membrane. The record is from RefSeq and is a predicted model, not a curated record. The transcript has 9 exons. NCBI's taxonomy places the organism in Eukaryota, Metazoa, Chordata, Actinopteri, Cypriniformes, Xenocyprididae. Gene Ontology annotation, molecular function: outward rectifier potassium channel activity; potassium ion leak channel activity. Bases 7219 to 8496 code for a protein of 425 amino acids. Gene Ontology annotation, biological process: potassium ion transmembrane transport; stabilization of membrane potential.